CUGCACUUCCGGCACAUUUUUCUCCUUGAAGCCUCGACCGGGAUCACGUGACUUCUCCAAGAUGGCGGACACGGGCAGUCAGCUCCUGCUGGGCUCCGGCCUGACAGUCCUGUCCCACCCGUUAAUGUACGUCAAGAUGCUGGUCCAGGUGGGUAUCUCCCCUCCCCCCCUCUAUGCUCUCUGUGUAUUGGGGGUCCCCCCCCCCCAUGAUCUGUAUAUUGGGGUUCCCCCCCCUAUGCUCUCUGUGUAUUGGGGGUCCCCCUCCCUUCCCUAUGAUCUGUGUAUUGGGGUCCCCACAUGCUCCCUGUGUAUUGGGGUCCCCCUCCCUUCCCUAUGAUCUGUGUAUUGGGGUCCCCCCAUGCUCUCUGUGUAUUGGGGUCCUGGGAAAUGCUUCCUGUCUGAGGGGUGCAGCAGGGUGUCCACCUGUCACUGAUAACAUGUCAAUGGACAGGGCAUGAAGUGUGCUGCCCUGCUGUAUGCAGCAUUCAGAUACUGCUGGAGAGAAAGCAAGCUAUGCAGGAUUCCUGCAGCAUAGGACUGCUGUGAACAGCAGGCAGCAGUUUCAAUGAAAUAAAGAAGUGGUUAUUGUCCAGGAAAUCUUGGUGGAUAUAGAAACUUUACUGAGCACAUUGCUGUGUGUGGGGCAGGGUGGGGAGUGCAUUGAGUGUGGGAAUGGCUGAGUGAGAUAAGAGUCAGUGGGAAAACAAUGGCUAGUGAUGUUUGGAAUGAUAUGAUCACAUCCAGGCUUCAGAAGUGCUGCCCUGCAGUGUGUAGAAUUCACAUACAAAACAAUUUAAGGAUUUAUUGUUUGACUUUAAUCCUGCUUCAUUUGAAUUCUACCUGCGGCAGGGCAACACUUUUACCUGCCUGUGAUCUGGGAACCCAAGCCAAGUAAGAUGAGUGUCCAAGGUAAAUGAGGUGGCAUUAGAACAUGCAUUUGUAAUACCUGGUUUAUUAGAGUAACUAAGAAACACACACAUCUUUGAUACAAUGCCAUCCAUGGAAUUGUAUAAUAAUAUAGGGCAUUAUGUAUGAAACAAUUGUGUUUGCCAUUUCUUUUCUAGUAAAUGUGGCGUUAUAUGAAUGCACACUGAAUAUACAAUUUUGCCCAUUAGCCAUUUUCCCUCUUUUUUUUGGAUACUUUCUCCUUCUAAAUACAUUAUAAAAGCAUGCAAAGCAUCAUGUAAAUUGCAGUUCUACAACAUCUGUGGAUCUACCUUUUGGGCACUCCUGCUUUGGCAUAAGGUAUCCAGGGACACCACUUUGAUUACGGUGGAUUGUAGCAAUUGGUCCCUAACAGGUUAAUAAUUUGAAGGUACUGCAGUCACCUGCUGUGUUCCAGUUUACAUACAUGUUCUUGCAAGUAGAUGGAGUGUGCCUGAAUGUUUGCAAAACUAAUAUAUCACACACAUUAUCUGGGUUGAGUGAAUAAAUCAUCUGAGUACCGGGGGAAUGGCCUCCUUAGUGUUUGGUUUAUUUACAGGCAUGUUGAAAGUCUCUCGUCUUGCCAUGUAGUUUAACCACACACAUGCAAGUUAGUGAGUGUAAGACACCAGUAAAUAUCUAAUGCCAUCUUUUAGGUUAUUAGUUCAUACACCCCUGUUAGACCUAUGGUUUUUGUUUACAUAAAUGUGAAAUCGUGGGGAAUAAGUAUCUGUGGGAUUAAUUGACUAAACAAGACGUAGAGGACAGACAAAUGGCUUGCAAUUUUAUAGACCCAAACACGCUUGAAAAAUACCUGAUUUAGAGAACCUUUCCAGUUUGGCUAUUUUGUCAAUUCUCCAUUAUUAUAGGAUCUGUAAAACACCUAUUUGUGGCUUCUUUUAAUGCUGUAUGGCAAUCCACUGAUUGUAAAGACAUUCAGGAAUGUGAUAGGUAGAGUGCAAAGGAGCACUAUCACUUGUCAAGGUAGUUACAAUGGCUGUUUAAGAAUGCACAUCAUACAAGGAAAUAUUGGAAACAAAUGUAUGUUGUGACGCAUUAUGCUCAUUGUUCAUUUCCAGCGCCCUCUUGAAGAGUGAAUGUUAUAUUACAGUAAUUACUGUUUAUUUCAUCAACUGAUUAACAUGUUGUAUUUUGGUACCCUUCACUUUUUGGGGGGAUCUGGUAUAAAUGAUCUCAAACCAUUGUAUUUAAGUUUUAAAUCGCAGCUUUUUAUUGUGGAAAGCAUAAUUGGGAUAAAAAUCAUUGCAAGUGUAAAACGGGACACGCAGGUCCAAAGGCAAAACACCAAUACUAUGGACCACACAUGGUCAUAACAUGGUAUAGAGUGUACAUAUCAGCCGUAACGGAGCAUGCCAUUAUCAUCGAAAUGUGAAAAACAUGUUAUUUAGCUAUCUGUCAGCGCUUUUACAGAAGUAUCACGUUAAAUUUAUUGUAUGACCGUUAUUAGUAGUUUUAUUUGAGAAGAAUAUUAAAAAACACCAAAUGCUGGUAGCUCUUCAUAACGUAUAGGUAGCUAAAAAAAAACACUAUUAGACUUGAACUACAACUGUCAUCUCCCCCAGCUGGCAUUGGGUAAAGGAAGUGUGAAAUUUGUAGUAUACUAGAUAGUGUUCCAUAUUGGUUAUCCCUUACCGUACUGAAUUUGUUUUUAGCACCAGUAAUCUUCAAUUCCUAGAUAAGCAUGUGUUAUUUAUACACAGUUACAGCUCUUUGGUGAAGUUCAGGAUCACUUGCGUUUCAAAACUGGUUCAGCAUUGUUCUCAUUGUUAAGAAUAAUGAUUUUAAGAUUCACGCAUUGUCUUCAUGUUUGGCUCUUGAGCAUCUGUGCAUUUCUGCUUUGUUUACCUAUCUGUUUGCCUAUUCACAAAUGUGUUACUAUGACCACACUUAUUAUUUGUGUAAGUUGUUGUGUUGACAUUUUAAAAAAUAAAAAAACUACAAUUUUUAUUUUUAUUUUUUUUAAUAAUGCACAAAAUAUUGGUUAAGAAAACAUUUGAGCAGCGACAAUGGUCAAUAAAUUGAGACCCUUUAUUUAGAAAUCUUGAUGAUCUUAUGGUAUCAACAGAGCGCCAUGUUAUCAGAUAAUACUUAAUGUAAUUAAACAAGCCAACAUUAAAUAUUAGGGAGUGUCUUCUCACAAUCAAUGCAUAUGGAUCCAGGCAACAUGGAAAAUAAAUUUAAAGAUUGGAUUAUACAGGAUGGGAACUGUCCUGACUCCAAGUAGUAAAUAAAAAAAAAAAAAAGGUGGUUUUUUUGGGCCUUUCCAUUAGAGGAAGUUGUACUAACCUUCCAAUGGUGUAGAAAAGAGUCUUCACUCUGGUGCAAAAGAAAGUACUAUAAGAAACUUCAAUAAUUACCUUUUCAGGGUUAACUCCAUCUCUAGUGGCUGUCGACUUUUGUACGCUAUGCAUGGGUACGUCCAGCGUCACCCAAAACCCAAUAGGAAAGCAUUGUAUAAUGCUUUCCUGUGGCGAAAUCUUCAUGCAAGCGUGGCCAUGCACGAGCGCAGGUCUGUCAGUGGGGGAGGAGGGAAGGUUGACACGAGGCAGCGCCAAGGGACAUCGGUGCUGGACCCAGGUAAGUUUUCCUGGCAGUAUAGUUUGCCUUUAAUGAAGCAGUUUGGGUGUAGAGAUCAUGCCCCUGCAGUCUCACUGAUCAACUCUCUGCCAUUUAAUCUGGAAUUUAACUUCUAAAUGGCAGAGAAUUGAGCAGUGAGGCUGCAUGGGCAUGAUUUGUACACCAUAGCUGUGCUUGCAUUAAGCAUAUAUUUAUGUUAGUACGUAUUCAUAAUCCUCUUAUUAUAUUAAUACUUAUUCCAGAUUGUACAAAAGUGACUUCUGCAGGUGAUGUGUGUGUGUGUCUGAAUGAUGAGCCUUAAAAUAUGCUUUCAUGAAUAUAAUUUACAAUUAUAAUAUAAAAAAUGUACAUGUGAUGUCUAAUGCCAGUGCAGAAUGUUAAAGGAUCCAUAUAGUGUCAGGAAAACAAACUCGUUUUCCUGACACUAUAGCAUCCUUAGGACCCCUCCAACCUCAGGGCCCCCCUCCCUUGGCGCUGAAGGGGUUAAAAUCCCUUCAAUUACUUACUCUAAUCCAGCACUGGGUUCCCUCGGCGGUGGUGACCUCUCCUCCCCCGCCGACGUCCGCUCCCAAGUGGAGCUGAAUGCGCAUGCGUGGCAAGUGCCGCGCGCGCAUUCAAACAGUCCUUAGGAAAGUAUUUCUCAAUGCUUUCCUAUGGACGUUCUGCACACUGGAUGCGAAAUUCGCAUCCAGCGUCGCAGAAGCGCCUCUAGCGGCUGUCAGGAAGACAGCCACUAGAGGUUGGAUUAACCCUGCAAUGUAAACAUAGCAGUUUCUCUGAAACUGCUAUGUUUACAUCUGAAGGGUUAAAACCUGGGGGACCUGGCACCCAGACCACUUCAUUGAGCUGAAGUGGUCUGGGUGACUAUAGUGGUCCUUUAAUAUUGUGGAAACAUUUUAGUAAACUUCUGGUAUUUUAUUUUCUUCCUUAUUUUAGUUUUACAUUGUAGCUAUUCUGUGCAUAUAUAUGUCAUUGUAAUAGUUGUACCAUGUGUUUUUUCACCCUGGGACACAUACUGCCUUGCGUUUUUUUGUUUUUUUUUGUUUGUUUUUUUUUUUUAACUUCACCCGAAACGUAUUGGAUCCAUUCUGAUAUCCUAUAGACCUUGUGAUUACCUGUAAGUUGUGGAAUCUGCAGGAAGUCCCAGUGAUGGGGAAAUAGAAAAUCAAGACUUAAAGAAUACCCACAAAAAAUAUUCUUUAAAACAAUGUUACAGAAAUUUGUAAACCUUAUUAAUUGGAUCCUCCAGGCUGGAGGGGGCAUGCUUUUAAUAAGUUUUCUCUUUAUAAAAGGAUCCAAAUAUAUUUUAAAAUUGCCUAUACUGGCAUCCCAUGUUUGCUUUCCAUCUAGAUGUAUUGGCCAUGCCUAAACUGUCAUUCAUUUUAUCUAUGAAUGGAGAUACAUUGUGCUAGGUCUUUCUCUGAGAGAGAGGAGAGGAAGGUACUUGGGACUGGAGACCACCUUGUACUGUAACCAAUGCAUGUCGGGGUCUUCUAUAGCAGGAUUUUUACCUCCUCUUAGUGAUUUUUAUUUAUUUUAAAGGCUCCUUGAUUGUGCCAGAGGUUUCAGGGCACAGGGUCCGUUUUUGGCUCUGAGAUUUGUGUAUUGAGGUAUUUAAAUACCAAUGAAUAUAGAGUUGGUAAAUCUAAUUUGUCACAGGGUAAUGCUUCCAAUUCUAUAAUAAAAUAACCAGUGAAGUGUAAUUGCCGUAUGCCACACUGAGUAUAUAGGCUAAUCAUUACCCAGAGAGCCGCUGGACUUUGGUACUGAGCUGUAAAAGUAUGUGAAGAGACAGAUUAAAGGUGAAUGCCCUGUUCUGCACUCAUUUUUCAGAUAUACAUAAUCAAUUAAUUUAGUGAUUUCAUGUCUGGCUUUAGGGAGUGCACUGUAAAUUAUGUGGCCCUGUACAAGAGAAUGGGGAAAAAUAUAGAUUGCUUAAAGGGACACUAUAGUCACCUAAAUUACUUUAGCUAAAUAAAGCAGUUUUAGUGUAUAGAUCAUUUCCCUGCAAUUUCACUACUCAAUUCACUGUCAUUUAGGAGUUAAAUCACUUUGUUUCUGUUUAUGCAGCCCUAGCCACACCUCCCCUGGCUAUGAUUGACAGAGCCUGCAUGAAAAAAGAAAAACUGGUUUCACUUUCAAACAGAUGUGAUUUACCUUAAAUAAUUGUAUCUCAAUAUCUAAAUUGAACUUUAAUCACAUACAGGAGGCUCUUGCAGGGUCUAGCAAGCUAUUAACAUAGCAGGGGAUAAGAAAAUCUUAAUUAAACAGGACUUGCAAUAAAGAAAGCCUAAAUAGGGCUCUCUUUACAGGAAGUGUUUAUGGAAGGCGGUGCAAGUCACAUGCAGGGAGGUGUGACUAGGGUUCAUAAACAAAGGGAUUUAACUCCUAAAUGGCAGAGGAUUGAGUAGUGAGGCUGCAGGGGUAUGUUCUAUACACCAAAACUGCGUCAUUAAGCUAAAGUUGUUCAGGUGACUAUAGUGUCCCUUUAUGUGUAAAGUGUGCUAUUUUUUUUUUUUUUUUUUUGCAAAAGUUCAGUUUUAAAUGGAAAUUUUAAACUUAAAAAAAAAAUAACCUGGUUAGACCCCCUUGGCGGUCAACCAGAGAAAAGGUCAUGUUACUUCCUGGUUUAUUUAGCUCAGUGGAACUAAACUCAAGAGGCAGCACCUGCACUGCGAAGACUACCUAUUCGGCUGCAUUGGAAGUCUGUGAUUGGACAGCCACAGGAAGUCUGGGUGGGGUCAGUAGGGGAGGGCUUGCAAAUGAUUCAGGCAAGAAAACUGCAUGUUUUGCAAGCUGUAGGAUAUAACCCCAAUGUACCAAAUGCAUACUUAAAUGUAUGCAUGUUUUCAUUUGGGGUAUAUCUACUAAACGGUGAUCUUUCUUUGGGCAGUGGAGUGUCCCUUUAACUUUUUUAAGUUUAUUUUACUUUAUUUAGGGAAUAAACUCUUCUGAGACAUGGGAGUGACAUUGUAUUUGAUUCUCUUUCUAAUUGCAGUACAUGUAAUGCACACCCUUUUUGUGCCCAAUUGCCUUGUAAUCAAACUUGUUUGCCGUUUUCUCGUCUUUCCCAACCUGUAACAUGACGGAUUGUGUAUAAUUCUGGUUUGGCCCUGUGCCAUGUAUGAAUUAGAACACUCCUAGUCAUGCAGAGACAAUUUCUUCCCUAAUCAGUUUUGAUUUUAAUGUAAUCUGUUUCUGUGCUUGGUAUGUCAUAAUCACAAAAUCUUUAUUUAUUUGUUUUAACAGUAUGUUGUGAAAGGGAACUGACAAAACAGUAUACAGAGUUUUUUUUGUUUUGUUUUUUUUUUAGGCCACAAUAUUUGAGCUGAUAAAAAUGGUUAGAUUGGUAAUUGUUAUAGCCCUCCCCCCACCCCCAAUCAUCUGUGUUCGGCUGUAAAUGAGCAAUUCUCCAUAAUUCCUUGAUUCAGUCAAUACACCCCACAUGCUUGCUUGUAAUAUCUGAAAUCUGCUAGCAAUAAUAGCUAGCUGAUCUAUAAACUGUCCUGUACUAAAUAUUCAUAAAUUCAGUAUGUCCUGCAGUUAAGCCAGUCAAACACUUACUUUGGGGGAAAUUUUGAACCAGUGAAGCUUUGAUUGCAGUAUGCAGUGUGAGUUAUUGAGACGUCCAGCGCUGAAAGGGUUGGGCCUCUUACUACAGUACCAUAUCCACUUAUCAAAGCUAUAAGCAAUCACAUGGAUAUAAAAGCAGACGUGUUGCAUGGAGAUACUGGUUAUUACAUAUUUCAAAAUAUCUGCAUGUUGCAGCCUUUUGGUAGAUUGUAUGAAAUCUUCAACCUGUUAUCGGAGUUUAAACCCGGUCUUCUUCUGGCAUAUCUUUAUGGGACUUGAUAUACCAGCUUUAGGGGAUAACGCUUUCCCAGACAAACCUUGAGCAGGGCAGAAAUGUCUCUGGUGUCCAUAGCGAUUCAAAAUGGUUGUUCCUCUGGGUCACAUGAAAAGUUUAAGUUGUGUGUAUGGUGAGACUCGUACCAGUCUUUAAGUUCUUAGUGCUUUUCAAGAGCAUGUGGUCUUGUUGGCAUGAUCAGUAGGGACGUAUAAUAGUUUUUGCUUGCGUUUCUUUGAUGGACUGUUUUUCUGCUCCCUUAGAUAUCACCGUUGAAUAACUUUUUGUUCUAGUGCGCUCUGAAUCCAACAUUUCCCUUCUGCGUGGCUUUAAACUUUUUAUUCUUGUUUUUUUGCUUUGUGAAUAUAUACUUGCUUUUCCGUUUGCGCCUCUCCACUUUUUUGUGAGAAGAGUUCUGGGUCCCGUGAAAGGUAUCUGUCCCAUUCGUAAAGAUAGGAGGACAUACAUCUUUGGAAGCACUGCACAUUGCCUUCCUGUUGUAGAAGAAAUGUUUACCCUUGGGUCUUGCUUGUGUUAGACAUUCAGCAAACUGCUUGUCACACUCGCAUGCCGUUCUGCCACACACAUUGGAUGAUGUACAGUUUGUCUGAUCUCGACUGCAAGAGAAAUUAUAGAACUCCCAUUUCACCUUUGUGUGGCACUUCAGUACAAUCCUGGAAUGGUAAUAGCAACAGUCAUGAAGGAAACAACAUCGAUCCACCUCGUCAACUGGAAAACCGCUACCACCUGUGCCACAGUAACACCCGUACAAGUUGAUACCCAACAAAGGAACCUUCAUUUUAUUUCUGUAACACCAAAGGGUCACCACCAGAUCCAGCACACCUCGCUUAUCACGAGCAAGUAUCUCCAUUUCGUGGCAGGCUACUUUAGACUCUAACAAUAUGGCAAAUGUCAGGAUUAAAAAUGUACAACUCUUCAUAUCUGUAUCACAAUUUGCUUCAUCUACAAUAAGUCUUAUCUGUAGGGUUAGAAAUAGCAAUGUCACUGAAAUAUACACAUUUGUGACCGUUCCAUCAUUACAACAUUCAUUUUUAAAAAGCUUUUUCAACUGUACCUUUUCCUACUUGGGGUCCUUUGAGAGUAACGAUCGCUGUGUCUUAGAAGCAGUUUUCUGUUUUUCUUUUAAGCACAAACUGUUUUUUGUCUUGCUAUGUUUUACUAUAUAUAUAGUAGGUGGUGUUUCUUGGCCACAUAAUUGCUUUGUGUGUUCUGAAAUUCUGUAACCCUUUCUUAUUUUAAACACACAUACGGGGUGGGAGAGUUCUAAUAGAGUCAGUAACAGAAAACUGGGGCAAAGUUCUAAAAGUUGGAGCAGUCACCCUAGAAACCAGUGGAAUCGGCAGGAACAGCUCAUCGGUUUCCAUGGUGAAUGCAUUAUUUUAACUGCAAUACGGUUGUUUUUCUGAACUGGUCAAAUAAGGGAUCAAGACUUAAGAUUUUUAUGGUGCUUUUGAACUUUUUUUUUUUUUUUUUUUUUACCUCUUCUUUUUUUAAUUUAAUUUUUUAUUUAAUACUGGUCCCUUAGAUGACUUGCGUAUUUUUGGUGUUUUUGUCCAACAGAAAAACUUUGUCCCUGAAAGGGUUACGUAUUUUUUUGCAGUGGUUACGGCUGGCAUGUGACAGAGAAACUAAAUAUACUCAAUUCUGGCAUCUGAGUCUGUAAUUAAAAUAAGUCCUAGCAAGAGACACCAUAUGGACCAAAAGCAGAUGAGCGCUCAAAAAUCCUGAUUAUUUCUUUUUUCUCUUUGGUAAUAAUUUUAUACGAAACUAAAGAUGGUCCGUCACAGCUUGGCAUAUUUAGUAUUAAUUCUCCAACUGAAUUCUGGUGUGCGUUUCAAAGUUUAGUGAAUAAUCAAAAAUUUAGGGAUAACCUUCAAUAUUCCCAGCACCAUAAUCACUACAGCACAUUGCAAUAGCUGAGAACAUAAAUCGGAGAAUGUUUCAGCUCAGUUAGAUUGUUUGUUUGGGAUCCCUUUUGAAUUCCCUACAUUUUCCAAUUUGGUGAAUAACCAUUGGCAGCUUUUUGCCACUUACCCUGUAUGUCUUGUACACAGAGUAUUUUUCUUGUUGUAGGUGGGACACGAGCCACUGCCUCCUACGUUGGGAAGAAAUAUGUUUGGACGUCAAGUAUAUCAACUUCCAGGGCUAUUUGCAUAUGGUAAGCCUCUACUGAUCAAUUUAGUUCUGAUUCCAUGUUUGCACAUCAUAUAGGGGGACAGUAAUGGGUUUAACGAGCGCUUAAUGGCCUGAGACCUUCAUAUAGUGAGAUAUGUAUAUCAGAAUUUGUUUUUAUUUAUCUAAAAUGUAUGAUGUCAUGUUACAAAUAAACAUACUGUACGGACUAAAUGGCCCCAGAGCUACCCAUUAGUCAGUCAAUGGGAAUCAAUCUGCUCUGGACCACUAGGGAGCUAUACUUUGGAGAGUAUUGUAAUUGCAUUUUUAACACUAAAGAUAACAAUGUUUAUUGUAAAAUGUAUCCAACCGAGCUGUCCAAUUCCAGUCUCUUCUGGAAAGUUUAUUUUAUAUCAAGUCUUGUCUUUUGGCAGCAAAACACAUAAUUAGCAUUGAUGGGAAGAGCGGACUUUUUAAAGGCCUGGCUCCCAGACUGUGUGCAGGGGCUGUAGGAACUCUCGUACAUAGUAAAGUCUUGCAGGUAGGUGACUCCAUAACUUUGUACACUAAUCAGGGUUUUGGGUGGCAGAGCCUCUAGAGCCCUCAUUUUUUAACUGCUGUGUCCCCCUUUCCCCCCCUUGUAGCGUUACCAUGAACUGGAACAGAAAGAGGUAAGGAUCUUUGUCUUUCCAGCUGAACCUUGACACCAUGUCCUUACCAGUCAUUCUAAAUGUUGCUGUGUAUGUUAGAUCGGGUUCAGGACCAUUUUCAGUCUUCAUUUUGUCACGUUCCAUGUAUGUAUAUAAUCUUAGCAGCUGAAAAUAUUGUGUGCCUGUCAGUUUAAAAAGAAAUACAGGAACUAAUUCUGAAUGAUUUCAACUGCCUCUGUUACUCCCAACAACUGUAAUGAUCCUGGUUAUGUCCAGUACCAAGGUGUUUGACCAGUUAUUGUGAAUUCUAGUUUGUACCUUUUAUUCGAGACACGUAUUGGCCAAUAGAUUUUAGUGUAUCCUUUAAAUGUUCUUUUGUAGGAUGGUGAAGCUGAACACAAAGAUGGCCAAAUGUCAAUGGAACACGUUAUCAAAGAGGUAACUGGCUUGGACAUUUUAUCAGAUAAGUAGGCUAAGAAAUCGUGGCCCACCUUGUCAUAUUGAUUCUUAACCUUCUCUUCUUUCCCAGACUACUCAGGAGAUGGUUGCUCGUUCAGCAGCUACGCUCGUUACACAUCCUUUUCAUGGUAUGUAUUACUCUGUGCCUUCCCUGGUAAUCUGUUUUACUGCUUAAAAUGGGACACAAGACACACCGAGAACUGUAGAUAACAACAAACUGUUCUCAUUAACCUACAUUUUACAUCUUCACUUGAUGACCGAGCGCUGAUUUUAUUAAUGGCCCCUUCAGUUCUUUAACACCAUGUUCAGGAAUUACUUGAUUCGUAUUUACAAUCAGAAAUUAUAGUUCUCAGAGAAACGUCUAUCUCAUUGGUCAGAUUAAGCUUUUGAAGGUUGUCUCAGACUCUCUAUUGUGCUAAAUUAGAAUUUACUUAUAAAUUGGGUAAUUUGGACAUGUAAAGUGGCACAAGCUCAUCUGCAUCUUCUAUCUCAAUCUUAUAUAUAUUUUAUAAAGUCAUACUCUACCAUUGUUGUAUAAAAUACAUUUUUGAAUCCCAAACCUGAGAAUGCAUAGUGCAACAAUUGUUUUUGGUUUUUAUUUGCAUUCAAAGUAAAUUCAUAAGACGUUUUUGGUUAGAUAUCCUGAUUCAGUUAUCGUAAAUAUCAAUUCUCAUUAACAUUUAAAGAUCAAUUAGUCAACAUUAUCGGUAAAGAGGGAGGGGUUGACUCAUCACAGCCAAGAGAGAUUUUUAUAAAGCAGGAUUGGGAGACUCCUUAUCUCAGGGCUGUUUAUUAGCCAAGUUUUACCAUAUCUUUUAAGCAAGAACGGGCAAGUUUACCAGCAGAUACUUCCCUGUGGUGAUCUAGUAGUCAGUAGUGCUCUAAAAACAAAUACUGGAACAACCUUGUUCCGUGUUCUAAAUGUAGAAAACAAAGCUAUAUAUUCACCUAUUUUUUUAUUUAUUUUUUCUGUUUUUAUUUUUCCAGUGAUCACGCUACGUUGUAUGGUCCAGUUUAUUGGUAGAGAGACCAAAUAUAAGUACGUAUGCUUAUUCCAUGCUGUUGACGCUUGUGGGUUAUUUGAUUUUUUUAUUUUUUUUGGCACGCUAUGGGAUGGGACAAUAUAGAGGGUUACCAUCACCCAUUUGAGAGGGCAGCCCUUUCUGGUGUAACAUGCCGUAAUAAAGGUCAUUCCUCUGAACCUGAAAUACAAGUUUUUUGCUCACUUUGAAUCCCCCGGCGCUGCUUUUCCUCACCCCGUCACAUUCCCUCGUGGCUGGAACAGGAGCUGAGUGCAUUAGCACUCUGCUUCUUUGAUUCUCUGCAUGGCUGAAUUGUAAAGGCGCUGGGUUAUGACAGUAUGAUUGUGAUGUCAUAACAUUGCACCGUGUACAAUACACUCAUGAGCAGCAAUGAAAGUUUGCUUUUGAAAUCUUUCCAUUCGCGACUGGAAAACAUUCUAAAGUGACUUUCCUUUUAUGCUCGAUGGUAGUGUCGGUCCUUUGCUCACCAGGAUCAGAGAAGCACCUGGCCUGAAGCUUCCCACCACCUGAAUCCACUAGUGUUCAAACCGCUGAAGUGGUUUUGGUGUUUGGAAUAACCCUGUAAAUGUUAUUGUGGAACAGUAUGGUUUAUUGAUUCAUCAGUCUCUCCUAGCACUUUCUGGAGUGAGAGUGAUCUGAAGGCAGAGUGCUCUUUUCUACACACUCGGUCUCCUUGGGAUGCAAGCACACAGUUGCCUGCUCUUUACAGCCCUGGAUUACCUCUAGAAAUAUGCCACUUGUUAGGAAAGUUGACAUGCAGGAUUAUUUGUUUGGAGUUUGUCUGAGUGCAAAAUAUAAUCUAAUACUGCUCUCUUUCUACAGCGGGGUGUUUGGAUCCAUUGUGACGAUAUACAAAGAGGAAGGAGUUCUUGGAUUCUUUGCGUAUGUUCCUUUUUAAAAUUUGUAUUUUUAUCUCCAUAUUUCCUGUUUGUACUCGCAAUUAUUAUUUUUAUGUAAUGAUCUUUGAACAGUAGGAAUUAAAAAUAAAAAUGUGAGAGCAUGUCUUAAGACACUUGAUUAUAUUCCUAAACACAGAUAUUGAAGGUAUUUAGAUAUCUAUAAACUGUCUUUUUAACCCCUUAAGGACACAUGACAUGUGUGACGUCACGAUUCCCUUUUAUUCCAGAAGUUUGGUCCUUAAGGGAUUAAAUAUUUGUACCUGCCGAGGAAAAUAUGGACUGUUCACGUACCCACAAUCUUUUUUUGGAGACCGGAUUCCAUGAAUAGAUUGUAUUUUUAUUUAUUUUAUUAUUAACGUCUGCUUGGCAUUGAUAACACAUUCCCCUCUGUAAGUUACAAGCAAUUGUAGGUAAAGCUAUACUAUGCUACAGUUAUGUCAAGUUUAUCAGAUGUUCAUCUGUAAACAUUGGAUCACUAGCACAAAAGAGCUGAAUAUCCAGAGAAUCCACCCCAAAUUCUCAAAAAUAUAAACUGAAAGAAUAUUCCUUUUAACUGAACUAUGAAAUGGUUAGCGGAGGAAUUAUCCAGUAUUUUAUGAAAAAGCAAUGUAUGCAAUCUUAUGGCUGGCAAAGAAUUCUGGGUAAUCUCCUGGCUAGCCACAUGAUCUGCUUUGCUUUUCUGAGAACUUUGGAUAUUCAUUGCCACAGCAGAAGGCUCCACCAAUCAGGAACAUAUAGAAACCUAGAAUGUGACGGCAGAUAAGAACCAUUCGGCCCAUCUAGUCUGCCCUUAUUCGGUAAACCACAGGAAGUCGCUGCAGUUAUAAGUGACUGUACAGGGAGGCAGUAACAUUGACCUUUUUGCACCAAAGCCAACAGCUGGACCAUAAGUUGUUAUAGUACUUGGACUAUUCAUUUAAGGUGUAAGAUUUCAAAAGCCAAUUUGUAUUGUAUAAAUGGCAAUCUUGGCUCUUGUGAACAUUUUGUAAAUUAACUGACCAAACGUUAUGUAGCAACCACAAGUUGGAUAUUCUAUUUGUAUUCACAGCAGUUGGACUAAAUGUCCCAGAAUUCUCUGCCAAUCAGCAACUCUAAAUGUAGUCUGAACCGUUGGACCAAUAUUAGAGACAUCAGUUUGUGAAAGCGUUUUACGUUAAUUUAGUGUAAAUAAUGCUGCAGUCACGUGUGACUAUUUUUGAUAUCACCUUUGUCUUCCAUUAAUAUAAAUCAAUUUUAAAUUAUAAAAGUACCAAAAUCAAAUAAUGUUUUUUUCUUUUUGUGCAUUAUGAACCUUUUGUACAUUUUUUUUUUUUUUUUUCUUUCAUUUAUUUAACUUUUUAUUUUGUCACUUUUUUUGUUUUUAGGGGUCUUAUUCCAAGACUCUUAGGAGACAUACUUUCUCUAUGGAUCUGUAAUAUGGUGUCUUAUUUGAUCAACACUUACGCCCUGGAGAAUGGGGUAAGACCCCACCACUGUGACAGUGCUUCCUCCCCCCUUUAUAUAAACUUUGCUGCUCCCCAUGUCUGCUUGUGUCCCUAGACAUUGAUCCCAACUCCAUGGAGCUUCCCAUACAGAAUCAGUGUGUGACUCUUAUUUCUUCCUAGGCAGUUGGAGAGAUGAAAAGUUACUCCCAGGCCGUAACAGGGGUGAGUUCUACUUCCUGAAUUACUGUGCUUAUACAAACCUUACAUUUCAGUCCUGCUUUUAAUGUUAUUGUGGAUUUAGUGUGGUCUAGUACAAGUAGUCCUUUUUGUGUUUUUACAUUUAGGAAUGCAGUUGUUUUGUUUGUUUUGUUAUUUAUUUAUGUAUUGAAUCAGGCCAAACCUAAUAAAUAUCCUGCCCUUACCCCACUGUCACAUAAAGCAGAGCAUUAUGGGGAAACAUAGGUAGAUACAGACCGAUUCUUGUAUAGUUGUAUAAAAUGUAUGUUCAUCAAAAACAUAGCCUUCUUAACCCUAUCGUGUAUUUGAGUUCUGAUUUUUAAUGCUUCACUCUGUACCCUGUCUUAGUUCAUAGCCAGUAUGCUGACAUACCCGUUCCUACUUGUCUCUAACCUGAUGGCUGUAAACAACUGCGGGUGAGUACAGAUUCAAGGUAGCUGGACCGCUCUGGAGUUACCAAAUUAAUCCCUUCUCUUUAACUAAAGUGUUUUAUUUGUUUAAUUUUGUGACAGACUGGCUGGAGGAGACCUCCCUUAUGCCCCUGCAUAUACCUCUUGGAUAGACUGCUGGAAACAACUAAGCAAAGAGGUAUUCUAUGAUCGAUUAUGAAGCUAUUUUAAAGAGAAUAUGAUGUAUUUUUAUUUGGAUAGUUAUCUUGAUUUAAAAAAUUUAAAAAAACUUGAUCGCUAUGUACCAUCUUUACGUUUUUAGAAGAUUAAAGGGACACUUUAGGCACUGUAUCUGCUUUUCUCAGUUAUGGUGUCUGGAGUCCCCUGGUGCUAUAAUUUCAUUCAGCAUUACAGAGCCUUUAAUGUUUUUAUGUUGUAAUGCUUAAUGAGAGUCACAGCCCAUCCCCUCUCUGCUGCUUUAGUGAAUCAGGAAGUAUUGGCCUCAUUAGAAAUGGGCAGCUGUGAUUGGCUCAGAGUGUCAGCUGACAUUUUAGCCUAUCAGAGCUCCUACUAAAGGUAUGAAGUGUAUGACUACAAGGAAGUGUGUGCUCUCUGCCUUAGGUACACCCCAAAAGGGGCCAUACGGUGUGUGGCCAGAGAACCUUAUUUAGUGCUAAACUGCUCGAAAAUGGUUUAAAACUGAGGAGGGAAGGACAAUGCCUGGGGACUCCACUCACUAUAAGCAAUUUAAAAAGAUUAGUCCUAAUGACUACCGUGUCCCUUUAAAGGUUACUCCAAUCAUCAUAACCAUUACAACCCACUGUAGUGGUUAUGAUGUGAGGGGUACCCUGGCAAGAUUUCCCAGUAUAGAGGCAAACUGUUUAGCUCCGGUUUGCCACUUACCUGGUUCCCACCGGGCAAUCAGCCUCCCGGCAUGGCCGCUGACUAGCACAAGACUUCUGCAGAGGUCUGGUGUUGAUUCCGCCACUCAUUAUCUGGUGGCGAGCAUCCGCUGAAUGCUCUGAGCCAGUGCAUGAAAUUCUGUACAAACAAAAUAUGAAGUUACACACAAGUUAGACUUGAAGCACCAUGACCACGACAAAGCACUUAAAUAGUAUUUCUACAUGGAGUAAUCCUUUAAGACCAGAAACCUUAUUCUCCUGUCUGUAUUAAUUGCAAAACCUGCCUAUUUUUUUUUUUAUUUUUUUUUAAUUGAUGUGAAUCAUAUCCAUGGCCUGCAGUUCUCUGAUCCUUUGUGUUAUCACUGCUUUCUUCAUUCUGACUUUUCCUUUUAGUCAUGCCAGGCAGGUGCUGGGGAAAAUGAGAGAUGGGAAUCAUGUAUAGUCAGUCAUUUUUUGCGUUCACAUUCAGGAGCUGCUACAGAAUUGCAGCAGAUCUCUCCCUCUCCCUCUCUCUCUCCCUCUCUCUCUCCCCCUCUCUCCCCCUCUCCCCCUCUCUCUCUCCUCUCUCUCUCUCUCUCUCUCUCUCUCUCUCUCCCCUCUCUCUCCCUCUCUCUCUCUCUCCCCUCUCUCUCUCUCUCUCCCUCUCUCUCCUCCCUCUCUCUCUCUCUCUCCCCUCUCUCUCUCUCUCUCCCUUCUCUUCUCUCUCCCUCUCUCUCUCUCUCUCUCUCUCUCUCUCUCCCUCUCUCUCUCUCCUCUCUUCUCCUCUCUCUCUCUCUCCCCUCUCUCUCUCCCUCUCUCUCUCCCCUCUCCUCUCCCUCUCCCCUUCUCUCCCUCUCUCUCUCCCUCUCUCUCUCUCUCCCUCUCUCCCUCCCUUCUCUCCCUCCCCCUCUCCCUCUCUCCCUCUCCCUCUCCCCCUUCCCCUCCCCCUCCCCCUUCAGGAUAAGAGUGAUUUUAUAAAUCUCCCCCAAAGUCUCAAACAUUUUGGUUUUAUUUAAUAAACCCUUCAUAAUUGUGUAUGGCUUGUCACCUUUUACGAUGUUCUUGAGUUUUUAUUUAAUAUAUUAUUGACACAUAAUCUCUGCAUUGGUUUCAGGGUAACAUAAAUCGGGGGAACAGCCUGUUUUUCCGCAAGGUGCCUGCAGGAAAAAAAUAUGUUUUGGAACAGAAGAGAUUUUAUUGAAGAAACAAAGAGCAGCACUUAUGCCUGUACCCAUAGCCAGUCCCUCUGACUGGGGUCUGAGGAGGGUAGAGAGAAUCCAAAAUGUACACAUUUUGUUUACAAAAAUGUAUGAUUUUUUUAUUUAAAUUUUUCUCCCCCCUUUCUAAUUUUGUUUUCAGAAAUCAUUCAUUCUUGGGAACAGUUGUGUAUGAUUUUGUCUGAAUUAUAAAGUACACUAUAAUUUGUCUACUAGUUUAUUUACUUUGCCGUAUUCGCCACCAACACACUGUGCCAGGGCAUUUUAGGUAUCUACUAGCCAAAGUUUUUAAGCAACCUCCUUAACGUAAAGCAAGAUGGGUGGCGAAUACAGCUCUGUCUUCUGUGUAAUAUUUUUUUUUAUACCCAGUGCCUACUUCUUCACUGACUGACUUCUUCCGUGUACUAAGGCUCAUAAAAUAGGUGCUGAUAGCAGAUUGCUGGGCCAAGAAACAGUAUCUGCUGCUCAGCAAAAAAUGCCUUUAUGUGCAGAAUACGUAAUGAUAAAUGUGGGGGACUGUAUCACAUCUAUUGCAGAAAAUAUCCACACACUUCUAUCCACUCUUUACAAAAGUGUCUGGCUUUGGAACUCUGCAAUUUACGCAUCAGGCAGCUGUAUAUGUUUGUAUCGGAGGAUUAAAUCACCAAGAAAUAGUGAUGUAUAAAAUGGCAGUAUUUUGCUUCUAAUAAACUUGUCCUUGGUGCUCUGCCUGGUUUUUUUUGUGAUCCUUCUAAUAUUCUGAGCCACUUUGCUUUGUCUAAAAACUUGUCAUACUUGACCUUGUGAUCUUUCCG
Messenger RNA from Pelobates cultripes (western spadefoot toad), 17495 nucleotides. The record is from the annotation of a GenBank genome assembly. Lineage: Eukaryota; Metazoa; Chordata; Amphibia; Anura; Pelobatidae.